This is a messenger RNA of Babjeviella inositovora NRRL Y-12698, 1476 nucleotides long. RefSeq names its product mRNA splicing protein (gene PRP45). The transcript has a single exon. Gene Ontology annotation, cellular component: spliceosomal complex. The record is from RefSeq and is a predicted model, not a curated record. Gene Ontology annotation, biological process: mRNA splicing, via spliceosome. Lineage: Eukaryota; Fungi; Ascomycota; Pichiomycetes; Serinales. The coding region runs from base 276 to 1361 and encodes 361 amino acids.
GACCUACGAUAAACAAUCCAGAUUAUCUCUAUCUGUCAUAUUCCUGAGCUUACAUACAACUUGACGUUCCACGUGCCAAAGAUACACUGUUCUCCCGAAAGCAUUAAGGCCAUCCGUACUCCGAGAGCCUUCAACGUCAAUUUCAAACCAACAGGCUGCUAUAUCGCUGCGUAGACGAAGAGAGCUUCAUUUCACGCCUGACCAUCUUCUGUCUCAAUUUUUAACCACACUUUGCUUUAUCCAACUUCUUUGCUUAGCCAAUAUAUCAUCUUACUAUGAGAUCCCACGAGCCGUACCAACGACCACCGCGUGAUGUCAUUGCUGCCACAACGCUCGCCACCCGGGCGGGGCUUCAAAAAAUCAUCGAUGCCAAGAUGGGAAACACCCCUAUGGCUGAAAAUGCCAGCACAUAUGUGAAGUACUCCUCCAAUAGCCUCGCCAGCUCAACCACCAACGAACGGAUCAUCAAGAUCCAGGAUAUCCAGGAAGACCCGAUGCUUCCGCCCAAGCACCAGCUUCGAAAAAACCGCCACCGCGACCCCUCACCACCAGCGCCGGUUUUGCGAGAAGCGAUCAAGCCUGCAACGGCCGAGGAGCAGAAACAGUGGCGGAUUCCGUCGGCUGUGUCGCACUGGAAGAACCCGUUGGGCUUCACUGUCAGCAUCGAACAGCGCCUCGCAGCGAACAACGGUGGGACGUUGGAGAGGUCCCAGGCAGAGCUCAACAAUACCAACUUUGCGAACCUUGCGGAAGCAUUGUCCGAUGCCGACAGGGAGGCCAGAGAGGGGAUCAAGAUCCGGUCGCAGUUGCAGCACCAGAGGCUCGAGCUAGAACAGCGUGAAAAGGAGCAGCGGUUGCGGGAGUUGGCUGACCGUGCCAGACAGGAGAAGCGGGUCAGAACGAAGGAAGAUGACGAUAAACAGGACCAGGCGCAGAGGAGAGAGCAGAUCCAUAUUGAGAGACGUAAGCAGGCCGAAAAGGAACUCCGGUUGUCACGGAUGGGGAGUGAGCAGCGGGUUCGCCAGCUAGCGCGGGACACCAACAGAGAUAUCUCCGAUAAGGUCGCGCUUGGGGUAGCCAAGGCCACAGGUGAGACAAAGACGAUGGAGCUGGCGUUUGAUCUGCGCUUGUUUUCCAAGGCUGCGGGAAGUAACGCGGUGCACAGUGAGGACCAGGUAUACGACGCUCCGUUGUUUGCGGGCCAGGAAGCCGUUAGUCACAUCUACCGGCCGAAGGCUAGCGAGGACGACGCCGGUGGAUUUGCCGAUGAGAGCCGCUUUGAGGGCUUGGGGAAGGCCAAGAAGCUGUUUCUGGGAGUCGAAGAAAAAAAGGGGCCUGUGGAGUUUGAACGAGAUGUAUAACGUGACUGAGGGGUUAUUAAACGGUUUAAUGAUGUAAGGUAGUUUUAAUAUCAUAAUUGACAUGUCGUUAAUAUCAAAAUUAUCAUGUCAUUUUUAAUAUCAAAAUUAACAUCCC